Hemicordylus capensis (graceful crag lizard) is the source of this 2475-nucleotide messenger RNA. RefSeq names its product nuclear autoantigenic sperm protein (gene NASP). The record is from RefSeq and is a predicted model, not a curated record. Gene Ontology annotation, molecular function: histone binding. Lineage: Eukaryota; Metazoa; Chordata; Lepidosauria; Squamata; Cordylidae. Gene Ontology annotation, cellular component: nucleoplasm. Bases 163 to 2364 code for a protein of 733 amino acids. The transcript is spliced from 15 exons. Gene Ontology annotation, biological process: DNA replication-dependent chromatin assembly; CENP-A containing chromatin assembly.
GGGGGGGUGAGAAAGCGAGCCUAUUGUCUUCUGCGGUCGGCGGCUUUCCUCCUGAGGGAACUUACUUCGCCGUCUCUGUGGCCGCAGGGUGAGAGUAAGGAGUUGCUUUUAGAGGCACCAGCCUCUACUAAUGUUUAGGCUGUUCACGGAAACUGUUUCAGAAUGGCAGAAGAAUCUGCUGCUCCCUCCACUUCUGCGGACAAAACCGAAAGUAUGGAUGCGGAUGGAGAAGCCAAGAAAUUACUGGGCUUGGGGCAGAAAAACCUGGUAAUGGGAGAUAUUCCAGCUGCUGUUAAUGCAUUCCAGGAAGCUGCUAGCCUAUUGGGUAAGACGUAUGGUGAAACAGCAAAUGAAUGUGCAGAAGCUUUCUUCUUCUAUGGGAAAGCUCUCUUGGAGCUCGCAAGAGUGGAAAAUGGAGUGCUGGGAAAUGCCUUGGAAGGCGUUCAGGUGGAAGAGGAGGAAGAAAAGGCAGAAGAAAAGGCAGAAGAUGCAAUGGUAGAAAGUGCUGAUAAUAUAGAUGAAGAAGCAAGGGAGGAAUUAAGAGAGCAGGUAUACAAUGCCAUGGGGGAAAAGAAUGAGUCCAGAAAAACUGCUGAAGAAUCUCUGGUACAGAUUGAAGCUGAGACACAGCUGAAAAACAAGGAUAUGGAAAUGGAAGAAGUUAAGGAAGAAAAAGUAAAACAAACUAUGGAUAUAGAACACACAACUCUUAAAGAGAGAAAGGAAGAAGGGGAAAAAACAGAAAAGCAAGAUAAUGCACAAAAGCAGGUAGAGAUGACUGUAAAAGAAAAAGAGGUUGAACUAUCUCCUGAGAUAGCCUUAGAGGUCAGUGAUGCUGUGAAAGAGAAGGUUGCUGUAGAAGAUUCAACUGGGGGAAAGUCGGUGGUGGAAGAGGCUGGAGAAGAUACUACUGAAAAAAAAGAUGUGACAGCAGAAGAGGCAGCUGGAGAAGAAAAGCCAGUGACAACAGAAACAGCUGGGGAAGAUGCUACUGUAAAGAAAAAGCCAGUGACUGUAGAAGAGGCAGAUGGGGAAGAAAAGCCUGUUGAGAUAGGAGCUCUGGAGAAGAUGGAAGAAGAGGCAGAAAAGCUUGUAGCUUUGGCUACUAAACAGGUAGAAAUUAAUCCAAUAGUAGAGGAGCCAGUAAAAGUUUCAGGUGAGGCAGUAGAAGAAAAGGAAUUGGUGGCAGCUGUUAAGAAAGUUGAAGGCAAGGUAGAGACAGCAAUAGAGAAUGCAGAAAGGCAGCCAGCCAGAGCUAUUGAUGGAAAGAUAGAGAAAAUGGAGACGACAGAACAGGUGGACAUGGACUCGAAAGAAAAGGAAGAGUUAGAAGAGCCCUUGGUUUCAACAGAAGCAUCAUCCGCAAGUAAGAGUAUGCCUGCUGAGGGUACAGAGCCAUCACAUAAAAUACAAACUGAAGAAAAAGUUGAAGUUGCUGCUAAGGUAGAAAAGGAGGAAGAAAAGGAUGACCAAAUGGGAGAGGGCGAAGAGACAGAAGGAUCAGAAGAUGAUGACAAAGCUGGAGAGGAUAGAGAAAAUGACUCUGCUGUUGAAGAGAAGGAGAGUGAAGAUGAUGUUGGAAACCUAGAGUUGGCCUGGGAUAUGCUGGAGUUGGCAAAAGUAAUAUAUAAGAGACAGGACACAAAAGAAGCUCAGCUCCAUGCUGCUCAGGCUCACCUAAAACUAGGAGAAGUUAGCAUCGAAUCUGAAAACUACACUCAAGCUAUAGAAGAGUUUCAUUCUUGCCUGACAUUGCAGCAGAAGUAUUUAGAGGCUCAUGACCGUCUGCUUGCCGAGAGUUACUAUCAUCUGGGUUUAGCCUAUCACUACAACAGUCAGUUUGAUGAAGCUGUGCUGUACUACAGUAAAUCAGUUGAAGUAAUUGAUAAAAGAAUGGUAAUGUUGAAUGAGCGGUUAAAAGCAGAUGGAUCAAUUGAGGACGAGUCAGAAUAUGUAGAACUUGAGGAACUUCUUCCUGAAAUUCAAGAAAAGAUCGAAGAUUCAAAGGAGUCUCAAAAGAAUGCAAGAGCAGCUGGACUGGCUUUGAAAGCAACUCUGGUUGGUGGAGGAUCAUCUUCUAGCUUUUCACAGGGGACUGAAAGCAGUUUGGCUUCAACAAUGCCAGUUGGACAAACAGCUGAUGGAGCAUCUAAGUGUAUUACAGACAUCUCCCAUCUUGUUAGAAAAAAGAGGAAACCAGAGGAAGAGACUCAACAGGGAGACAAUGAAGCUAAGAAAUCUAAACCAGAACCGGCUGUCAAUGGAGGUGGUGAUGCUGCCCCCAGUGGAAAUGAGAUUGCAGAGAAAAUGGAAGAGGAGACAGAGGAAAGGCCACAAGUUGAAACAGUUCAAACUGCUGUAUGAUAGAUCUUUAAUAUUGGACACUCCCUCCCAAGGACAAUGGGUUUUGUAUAUAAUGUAUUUUUUCACUUUUGGCAACUUUUUUAUUCAAUAAAGAUUGUACUCAAACAUCAA